AUGCCAGAUCAACUUCCUUUAAAUGUAUUUAUACGCCAAUCUUUACAAGCUUUGUACAGAGGAUUUAUUGUCUGCCUUCGAUCCAUCAUUGUCGUGUUUGUUUGGCUUGUAUUGUUACCGACAUUCACCACUUGGACAUGGCGAUUCUAUUUUUGGAGUGGGGAGAACAUUGGGUUUUAUGUUUCCAAAGACAACCAGACAACAACCGAGAAUGUGCUUCGAUAUCGAUGGAAUGAGUUGCUAUCAGAUUGUGUUCAGGGCUUGAUGACAACGGCCAUUGUCGUUGUUAUGUUUGUUGGGGCUUAUUUAUUUCGAGAUUGGGUAGUUCAGAAUACAGCACAGGAACGUACUUUGCCAGAACAAGAACAAUUAGACGAAAGAGGACAGCAAAUCACAACACGCUUAGAGGAAUUACGCCAAGAAUUAAAAAGAAGAAGAGAAGAUAGCGAGGAUGUAGUUGAAUACAACAACCCAUACACUAAUGGAUCAAAUUUUGAGAGUCGGUUUAGGUCCAACUUGUGGGAUGAAAGCGAUAAUCCACCAAGUGGGACACAGUCUCCUUUUGCUAGUUGGAGAGACUACCAGCAGAGCAAUAGUAACAGUAGCCUGAAUGAUCAUCAUAUAAACCAUGCCAAUCAUGAAGGCAUGUCGAGAUCUACCAAUGCUCUACCCGAACCAACAGAUUAUUUUGAAAAUCAGCAAGUAAAUGAAGAGGAAAACACGCCUAUGCCUGCACCUGCUCCUGUAGAUAAUGCAAAUCAGGAGCCCUUUGAAUUCACAGAAAAUAUAGACGGCUUUUUGGAAGCAAUAGGAAUGCGAGGAAGCAUCUUAACACUAGUACAAAACUCUAUGCUGAUGACACUGAUGAUAAACCUUUGUUUAUGCGUCACUGUUUGGAUUCCGUAUGUGAUUGGACGUUCAGUGAUUUUAGUUGAUCCUGUGAAUCUGAUAGGUGCUCUUGUACACAUUGUACGCCUUAUUCUCUAUCCUGUACUCUGCUAUUCACUAGAUCAUGUUAUUUCACCUCUUUACUAUCAUGUAGAAACCUUACUCAAGCUAAUCUUAUCGGAUUCUAUCCUGGUUGCAGUUCAAGGCAUUCAUGAUGAUAUGUUAUCAUGUAGUCUGGCUUCUUUAAUAUCAGACACUACCAGCACUCUUUUUGUCAAAAUCAAUGGCUGGGAGUUAAUUCGUGAUAACUUGUAUUCCAUUUCAAUCACCCUUUUUAAGCGUUGGCGUCAAUGUGCUUUUGGUCAAGGUAGUCUGGAUCGUACCGUAUGUACGUGCACAGGCUAUCUUCUCUUGAUCUCUAUCGGGUCUUGGUAUCUGUCAAGGACAACCAACCACACAGGAUCGACGAAUGAAAUCCUUCGUCAACAAGGUGUUUUUCUCAAGGUUCUUUUCUUUAUGUUACUUGAGCUUGUGAUUUUCCCCACAGUGUACGGCGUCUUGUUAGACAUUUCUACCCUGCCUUUGUUUACUGAAUGGUCCAUUAAGACUCGAUUUCAUUUUGUCUUGUUAAAUCCUUAUUCAGGUAUCUUUUUGCAUUGGUUUAUUGGAACAGUGUUUGUCUUGCAAUUCUCAGUGUUUAUUGAACUACUGAGAGAGGUGGUAAGACCGGGUGUAUUGUAUUUCUUGCCAAAUCCAAAGGAUCCACAUUUCGAGCCUGUUCAAGAUAUCGUGGAUCAGCCUGCCAUGACUUUGAUAAGGAAGUUGUGUCGGAUGGCAUUUAUUUACUUUAUGUUGAUUUUGGUUGGUAUGGGAUUAGUCACCAUCCUAGUAAGCAAAUAUGGUGGUAUUUAUCCUAUCAUCUACAAGUUCAAUAAUCCCAUUUCAUUUCUGCCUAUUGACUUACUCAUCGUUCAGUUUCUGUUACCACCCAUUAUGAAAUACAUUGUGCCGCGCGAAUUUUUCAAGAAAUCUGUCAUGACAUGGUGGCAUAUUGCAUCUAGAGGUCUUCAGCUUUCUUCUUACAUGUUUGGUGGUCGAUAUCCUGAAGAAGAAGGCCAGAAUGUCAUUUUUCAUCAACACGGUGGUGUCCUUGCCCGUGUACCUUCAUACGAUCAUGUUCCUAUUGUUAUACCUCGUCGAAGAAUGAUAGUCCCAAUUGACAGUAUAACACUAGAACCACUCGACACAGUAGAGCGUAGAUUAGGACAUCCAGCUGUAUCUAAAUCAGGAAGUCAGGAAACAGAUACAACUAUUGUAUAUAUACCACCUUACUUUGAACUUCGUAUCACUAUUUUUCUUCUUCUCAUCUGGGCAACAGGUUCAAUUUUGGUUUGCUCUAUAUCUGUUGUUCCUUUGCUUUUAGGACGAAGCUUGUUUGCCAAACUACAGUUGGGAUCUGAUAGACCUGUCCAUGACUUAUAUUCGUUUGCUUUAGGUGCUUAUAUUAUGAUUUUGAUGCAUUCUUUGUUGAACUCCAUUGUGCAUAAAUAUCAAAUCACAAGACAAAAUCAUGGAGAGGUUGAUUGGGUUUCUGUCAAAUCCUAUAUCUCAAGGAAAAGUAUUAAGGCAAUUAAGUUUGCAUAUGUACUGUUUAUGUUUGGCCUUGCGGUGCCUUUUCUGUUAGGCAUUCUACUUGAUCUGUAUAUAUUUAUGCCAUUAAGGCCUUCGAGUAUCCAACAAGGCUCUUUUGAAUUAUAUCCGACAAUCGAUUGGGCUUUAGGUAUUGCAGGAAUGAGUUUAUUCCAUAGUGUUAUUUGUGUUUUACCUCACAUAAACCCGACAAUUCGCGAACAAGUUGUACAGUUCAAUUGGAAUAAUAUUAAACAUUUGGAUUUAUGGCAUAUCAAUCAAUCGGUAGUGAUGCCUUUGUUUGCGUGCUUAAGCUUUAUGAUAGCUCUGCCUAGUCUGUUGACAGUAGUCACUAUUUAUGCAUUUGGUAAGUAUGCCAUCUUUCUAGAAUUUGACUUAGUAAUCAAUCUUCUAAAAUAUUAG
Messenger RNA from Gilbertella persicaria, 2940 nucleotides. RefSeq lists its product as uncharacterized. NCBI's taxonomy places the organism in Eukaryota, Fungi, Mucoromycota, Mucoromycetes, Mucorales, Choanephoraceae. Gene Ontology annotation, cellular component: endoplasmic reticulum membrane. The record is from RefSeq and is a predicted model, not a curated record. The transcript is spliced from 8 exons. The coding region runs from base 1 to 2940 and encodes 979 amino acids.